Molecule: messenger RNA, 759 nt
Organism: Parnassius apollo (apollo)
Lineage: Eukaryota; Metazoa; Arthropoda; Insecta; Lepidoptera; Papilionidae
Source: the annotation of a GenBank genome assembly
AUGCGGAGAGUUUUGGUGCUGUGUCUAUCUCUGGCGCUUGCUUUGGCAGCUGGAGCGGAUACUAUUAAUCCAGGGCUUGGAUUUUACAGUACCGCACAAGGUGCAAACCUCAACAAAGCCGUUGACAAUGGAGAAUACAUUCCAGACAAUAGUGGUGAUUACAUUCCAGACAAUAGUGGUGAUUACAAACCAACGUCAUCUCAGUUCAUCCCAUCGACACCCAGAUACAAUUUUGCAACCUCUACAGCGCCUUUCGGAUCUUAUAGCCCUUAUCAUUACUACCCUGGUGCAUACGAGUACAACUACUAUAGAAGAUACGACAACGACGGAAAAUACGACAACUUUGGAAGAUACGACCACUUUGGAAGAUGCGAUAACUUUGGAAGAUACGAUAACCUUGGGAGAUACGACAACCUUGGAAGAUACGAUAACCUUGGAAGAUACGACAACCUUGGGAGAUACGACAACCUUAGAAAAUACGACAAUCUUGGUAGAUAUGUCAACCUAGGAAGAUACGACAACCUUGGUAGAUAUGACAACCUUGGAAGAUACGACAACUCUGGAAGAUACGACAACUUUGGAAGAUACGACACCUUUGGAAGAUAUUAUCCCGGCGCUCAUAAUGCUGGUCACUACGACAAUUUCGGGCGAUAUGUUCCUCAACUCUCAGGAUUUUAUAACCUAAAUCGCGGUACUGCAGAUGUUGCAUACGUAACCGAAAAAGCUGAAACUGUCACACCAGCAAUGAGUACUGCCUAA